UUCGCUCGCCAGAAUGUGGAUUGUCGAGUGGGUGCAACGGAGUCAGCUCGAGAUUUCUCGGAUCGAAAAGCCUCGUGAAACCUUGCUUUCAGUUUCUGAAGAUGCUGAAUCAGCAGCUUAAUCAUGUCUUCCUCAAAACCACUCAAGUCUAAGAAAAGAGAUAAAGAAAAUGCGAAGAAAUCUUUUGCUGAUUCACCUACUGUCGAGUCGGAUUCCAACCACGAGGAUUUGACUGGUUGCGAUGUAUUAAAAAGCUCACUUAAAAGAAGAGAAAGUCCUAAGGAUGUACAUAAAGUCAGUAGAAAGCCUUUUGUUAUACCUAGGAAGAACAAGCAAGUCAAAGAGCUUUUUCAGUCACAGCAUUUUGAUUCAAGGGAGGUCAGAGAAUUACUCCGUCAUGUCAACCAAUCUUUCAGAUACCAGCUUUCAUCCUCUAUGUUCAAAUUUGAGAAAGUUGAAUUUGUAAACAACGAAAAGCUUCGUCAGAAGUAUGCAGAAAAGAAGCAAGAAAUGCGUAUUGUGCUGCCCAAAAAUCGCGAACUUGAGGAAAAGUUUGGAUUUUUGUAUACGCCAUCGAGGAGCAAGGUCAAGGAAAUAUGUGAGAAAGGUCUUCAAACUGGACAUUGUAAUUUGAACUUCUUAGGAGAUCCCAAAUUAGGUGUUUAUGUUUGCCGUUAUGCUGACAUUGUCAAUAAAAGACAGUUGGAUGAUGAAGACAAGGGAUAUCUUAUCGUGUUUAAUGUUGUCAAGGGUCGAAUAAAAGGAAUAAGUGGUGGCAACCCAGAGCAACAGCCAACCCCACAUCAUGACUGCCAUGUGUCCAAGUUAUUCAUGAAUCUAACAUCUUCUGCAACGCAUUCAGAGAUAUAUGGGGCAUCAAUGUUUUAUUUUUAUGAGAUUGAUGAAAAUAGCGAAGACUUCCAUGCYAAACAACCAAGACAAGUUCUUCCUUAUGCUGUACUGACAUUCUCCAUUAUCAAACCAGAGGUUCCCCAACCAAGGUCUGGCAUAGAGGAGGCAAAGAACAAAGAUAAUGUUUCCAGAAUGAGUGAUAACCCAGUUUUAUCUCCUCUCUCUGAAGACGUUAAUGAUACUCUCAUCAGUGCGUCCACUGUGUCAUGGACAGGGCAGCUGUUUUAUAAAAAUAAAUUUAUUGGCUUCAUAAAUUUAGUCACCUACUCAAUGAAGAAACUGUUUCUUCCAAGUUAUGUGGAUCAAAAAAUCAAUAUCUGCAGCAAGAUUUCACUUGACCAUCUGAAAUCUGUGUUUAAGUGCCCCAUCUUUAAGAAUGGAAARCCUUCUGCAACUGGAGUUAGUAAGGAAUUCAGUAGUGGUGGCAUGUUCACUUACUAUGAAGUACAGCCAAUAUAUCAAGAAAGAGAAAGGUUUAACAAGAUAAUGGMAUACUUUAAAGCAGAAAAUGUAGGUGCAGUCAUGGAAUACAUUGCAGGUGUUGCUUAUAUGUAUAUAUUGCCAACUUCACAGCUAACUCAUGAUGCAGGUAUCACAGAUGAGAAAAGUACUACGUCUCUUCAUGUCUUGGUUCAUUUAAAGCGAAUAUGUCCUUUUCCAGGCAGUCAAGAUAACCCACAACCGACUGAGAUGAGUGGUUCGUCCUCCAGUGAAGAAAGUAUCAGCUCACGAGUUCAGGAAAUUCUCAAAGAGAAGCUGAAUAUCAAGCCAAAGAAAAAAGCUCAACCGCCAUCUCUAUUUACUAAGAAGUUUGUUGUAAAUCCAAAGAAAAGUGUUGAUGAACCCAGGUUCAUUUCUGUUAGUGAUUCAUUGAAAGAAAAGGAAUCCAGGAAAACAUCCGACGGAAAACGCAAGGAGAGUACCAAGAGUGAAAAUUCGAAAGUUAAAGUGCAUAGAAGCGAAUCUUGGGCUGGGAAUGAUCAUUUAGGGCAUGAGUCAUCUACAAGUAAUGCCUAUAAUAACAGCAGUAGUAUUAGUAGAUAUAAGUGGUUUAAUCAAAAUGRAUCAAAUGAUCUGUCAUCAUUGGGCAAUGAAAGUGAUAAGAGUUGUUUGAAUAGAGAGAUCAAAACCAAACGGCAAGAGGCAUAUGAUGCCAGAUCCGAAUCUUGUAAACCAGAGUCUGGUCAACGGCAACAAGGGGAUAGCAGCAAAGACUCUSAUAGUAAAGGUCAAAAUAGAGGAAAUCUGAAGAGGUCAUCAUCUUUGGAYACAGAUGCAUCCAUUGACCUAGCAAGCAUACAGAAAUUGAUUGAGUCGUACAAAAAAGACAGUAGUCUAUCUGUUGUAUUUUCAAAAAAAGUGUCUUUACCAUCAGUAGACCCAAGGCCUUCCGAGGAACAGAUGGCAAGUACAGAUGCUAGCAUGAUAAAGGAAGUAAAAGACAUUCCAGAUAGUUGCAAGCAUCCGUCAAUUCCAGCUCCGCCCUUGCCACCACCGCUUCCUCUAACCAGCCCACCUUUGCCACCUCUUCCUCCAAGCAACACUCCACCCUUGCCACCUCUUCCAGCUACCAUCAGCCCUUUUCUAAUUCAAUCACCUGUACCUAGUACACCAGAUGCAUCCACCAAGCAAUCGUCAUCUUUGUCUGAAGCGUURGAGUCGUUAUUGUCGGCAUGGCCAUCUAAGAAUAAUACAUCAGGUGUCUCCACGUCAAAAAGUGGCAAACCACAAGAAAGUUCUUCAUCCUCAGGUACAUGGCCAUCUCCACCUUCUGUUGAAAGAAAAAGCAUGCUUAUCCCUGGCUUAGAACCACCUGGUAGCCCUGUUUUCAAUUUAAUCAAGGACAAACAGGUCUUAUCAAUAGCCAAAGGACGUCAUGGCAAUAUAGAUCACGUCAAGGGCCAUUCUACAUCACCACUAGCUGUUGACACAAAAGCAAUUGCACCAUCACCAAUUAUUAAUCCUCAGUCAAUUCCUCUUGUCAAAAAGAUCUCGCAGAAUGAAUCAUCUGAAAAUGUGACAAGCCACUGCACCAUUCAGGAAAUACCUAGAACGGUCACUGUGGCAGAGCAAGCUGCCUCAGUAGAGGCGAAGGAGAAAGUUAUGGCUAUACUCAAACAAAGCGCACAGGCUCAGGCAGAUGCUAACACCUUACCUGAAAAUGUGAGCUUUCCAGACUCCGGACAUCGCGAAGUAAAGUCUAUCCUUAAAUCAACAAAGYAUCAAUCCGAGGCAAAGCAAGAAAAGGUCAUUGAUCAGUCCAAGACAGACCUUACAGUUUUUAAUGAUGUUUCAAGCACACCAAUUGCUCAAUUUCAAGAGAGCUCCGUGAAAGUUGUUUCCCUGAACGAAUACAGACAGAAACAAAAGGAACAAAACACGUCUUCUUUGGCUUCAAAUACAGCAAAAACACUGAACACCACAUGUACAUCUAGUCCAGAACUGAGAAGUGGCCUCGACCUUAUUGACAAAUUGUUAUCCGCUGAAAAAGGCCAAGCCUCCCCUGAUGCUAAWACUGAGUCAUCGGAAGACACCAUUGUGUCAUCCUGUAAGAAGACCAUAGCGAAUAGAGACAAAGAUGCAAACGGCAGUCGUAACAGCGAAAACGGCGCACCGAGAAAACGAAGACGGAUAGUAACUGUUAAACGAAAAUCACAGGAACGAACUUGUGGUUACGAUGAUAUGACAAGUGAUAUAUCCGAUGAAGAGCUUCCAGAUGAUAAGAUAACCAGUGAUAUAUCAGACACAGAACUUCCUGAGGACUACACCGAACCAGAUGAUGCACGUGCUGAACAAAAAGACCCUCCCAGAUCCAUGUCACGAACUGAUACCCUCCCAAAACACAAACUUCUACUACGAGAUGAACAUGGAAAACGGCUUAACGAUAUGCGAAGUCUUUCUGAUCGUGAAAAGAGCCCUCAAAAGAAAGCUCGAAGUCCUUUACGAAGUCCAUCCAGAAUGACAUUCCGAGAUUCUAAUCGACACGAUUCAAAAAGUACUUCUCCUGACGAUUGGGGAAGAGAGAAAAAGAGACGAAGAAUAGAAAUGCAACAGAAAGAUUACAGAACAGGUAUGCAUGACAGAAUGGAGGACAACGACAGUGGCUCCAACAUGUCGAUAUCUCCCAUCACCUCUCCUGUAAGCUUUGAAUACGCUAAUGAUGGUACCUACCAAUCUAUAAACAGCCCGUUAAGAGGUGCUACUUUGCCAUUGGAUAGUCGUGGACUUGGUGGCAUGGCAAUGCCUAGAAGUCCUCCUGAAAUAGGGAGGAUUGACAGUCCAGGCACUCCCGAAACAGCAUUGCCCGCCACUGACUUUCUACAUGCUGAUAUUGGGUAUUGGUCGACCGGCUUAACUGUUGCAGACAAUGCUGCGUUGCCGUAUGGUACAUUGGGGUAUCUGGAAACGCACGUGGAUAGUGAUCUGUAUGAAUCCGUCAAGCAAACCAGUGUCCAUCCAGAUAUCCCACGUUAUGAAAUAAGAAGUAACGACAUGGAGUAUUAUGAAGUAGCUAAUGAAAGGCAUAUCCAGCCUCCAUACUAUAGCAAUCCUAGACCAAUUAGUGAACCUUAUCAAGGUCAGCAAAACACAGCAUCUGAAAACCACCCCACUGAAGAACCUCGUGUUGACUCGCGCGGCGAAGGUUAUUUAGUGUCAGGCAGCUCAGACAUUGGCGACGGUUCUGGUUAUGAGUCGCCGUCCUACAUGGAAUUAAGAAGACCGUUUUUCGGCACAACUGACGAUUUAAUCUUAUCAGCUUAUGAUAAAAAUGUUACUUGUACAGAUUACGUUGAUGUUUACACUUGCCCUUCUACAAGAGUCGAUAUAUUGCGUGAUAACGACCAAGAUUGUUAUUUCAUGCCACGGAGUCCUUACGAAGACGUUAAGUCGCCUUGCAGCCCUGUUACUUCGGAUGUUGAACCUGAUCGGUUUGAAGGGCGUGGGCCCUCAAGUACACCAGAGUACGAGGACAAGCAAUAUCAAUCAGACCGACGGAUUGUUACCGUUGGUGAAUACCCAGAAUAUGCAAACAGGCCAGAAAGCGAUGACGAGGAGAGGSUACAGCAAUGUGUUGAUGAAUAUGAUCCCGAGGAAGCUUCCUACCUUGAUGAGGGAGAUUAUUUUUCAGACAACAAACCUCGUUACCGUGAUUAUGAUGAAGAAUAUGAAACUUUUGAUCAACGGUAUUGCGGCUUAGGCCAGAACACGCACUUGUCAAACCAAUAUACUUAUAGUUCAGAUGACGAAGAUCCUUUGGGUGUAGCGCGUUUGCCUAGCCGGCAUGCGUAUCACUCAGAAGAUAGCAAACUUCGAGAAAAUUUUUUCUCAGAAAAUGAAGAUUUCAUGCGAAAUGCUCGCCAAUCCGAUCGGGAAAAUUACAAUUCUGGAGACAAAACUGACUAUGACCGAAGCAUGUCUCCGUCAAGUCGAGAUUAUCAUAACUCGGGAGCUAAAGACAACAUGAGAAGCACUCGCCGAUCUUAUCGAGACUAUUAUAGCGAGAGAAAUGAAGAUUAUGUACGAGACAGUCGCCCAUCCAGCCGAAAAGCGCAUAAUUUGGAAGACGAAAAUCGUAUGCGAGACUCGCGCUCUUCUAGUCGACAAGCUCAUAACUUUGAUGAUAAAGAUUAUGGGAGAGACAGUCGACCAUCCAGCCGGCAAUCGCAUAAUUUGGAUGAUGAAGGUCGUAUGCGAGACAGUCGACCAUCCAGCCGACAAGCUCAUAACUCGGACGAUGAAGAUCGAAUACGAGACUCGCGCCCUUCCAGCCGACAGACUCAUAACUUUAAUGAUAAAGAUUAUGCGAGAGAAAGCCGGUCAUCCAGCAGACAAGAGCAUAACUCUAAAGACGGAGACGAUGCACGAGAUGCGUCCCAAUCCAGUCGACCUAAUUACAAAUCUGAAGAUGAAUAUCGCGCGCGAGACACACGUCGAUCCAAUCCAGACAAAUACAACUCUGGAAAUGCGGAUUGUUCACGCCCUUCGAAUCGACAAAAAUAUGACCAGGGAAGUAAAAGUGAUGCGUGUUCCUCGAGCCGGCGUGGUACAAGAUAUAAAAAUGAUUUUACAUCAGAAGACGAAAAUAUAACUUCUGGUGAUUAUAACGAACGGGAUUAUCAAUAUCUAGAUGAUAUUGUGAAAGAAGAUAAAGAAAAAACUACCCUACAGCUCGAUAAUAUCGUGUGUGAAGGACUUAGCAGGUUUCCCCCAAAUUUUCGAAAUUUACUACAAAUGCAAAGUCACGAUAAUGACUCGAAUGCCGAUUUAGUUGGCCGCUUUCAGUUAUCCAGUGAGAUGCAAAGUUUAAGAGACGAGGACGAUGAAAUGACCAGUGAUUCACCUAAUAAAGACAGCGUUAAUAUUACGAGUAUGAUUUCCAAGAAUCGCGAUCCACGUUUAAAUCGCAGACUUCGCGAUACAGAAAAUAAUACUGAUAAUGCUAUUCACCAGACAUCAGGUGGACUUGAAGAAAAAGAUACAAAUUUCGAUAAAGUUGAACCAGCAUAUGCCCAACAGGCUUCAAGAGUACAGUCCUACUUCUAUGUCUACGAACCUGAGAAUGACAGCGAAUGUAAAGCUGUUAAGACUUACAUGCUUAAGACWGGAUCCCAGUAUUUCGAUGUGAGAGACUUCAAUGCAGACAAGCUGAAAGCCGUCAAGGGAGGGAUAAGAGUACUGAUACGGGGCAAACAUAAAUCAGCUCUUCACAAAAUUAAUAACUUAUCCAAAYUAAAAUGCCUGAAGAACGUCAAAUUUGCUCUCUUUAAUACAGUAGAAGAUGUGGCCAAGAAAACGCGUGCUUAUACAGCUAUUUUCCAAUAUGGCGGUGUUCUCAUUCCAGAUGAUUUUAUCUUGAAACGAACCCAUCCAGCUUAUUUAGAGGCGCUUCUUAGAUUUAUGGCCGAGGAAAACGCAGUCCAUCAGAAGGUAUUCUGGGUAAUGAACGUUCGGUACCAGGCCUACAAGAARCUGGGAUCACAAAGACCUUUAUCGUGGAGGGACACUUUUAUACUGGAGCUUUUAAGGAAGUACAGAAAUGAAGGAUUUGUCAACAUUAUUCAGAAGGACUAUGUUACAGAAGGUUUGUCUCUCAUUCAACGAUACCUAGACACAGCAUGGAGGCAGCAGCGAGACCUUAUGACUACCUACAGGCACUUUAUUAUGCUCUCAAAUAUGGAGAAACAGAAGUCAGAGGCGUCAUGGUUUCGGAAUCGAGGGAUCGGUUUCAUGGAUAUCAAGACGUUUUUGUUGGGUUUCGCUGGUGACAAGAAGACAAAACAGUUGUUGUUUAGCAGUAGAUAUACUGUUGGCGGUAAUGUCUCGACUCCAAACAAGAAUAUCACAGGUCGUGAAAGGAACAYAUAUGAUCGCACUGAGAUCGACAGUGAUCAAAAAAGUAAAGRSUCAUUUCCACAAAGGCCGCCYUUAUCCCACAUGGUAUCCCGCUCAYUAGUCUUCAACACCGGUCAARACAUGAAAGAAAGACGACUUCAAAUUCUCUCUUCGAUCAAAGACAAGAAAGAUAACCUAAUCAAUGAUAUUGGAGGAUCCCCYAAYGUGGAGUCGACCUCGGAAAGCAUGCCAUCACAUAAAGAAGUAGUCAAGCACAACGAUACAACAUCAUCUACCRCUCCCUCAAAGYUAGCAUCAUCGACGAAAAUAUCUGCGAAAGACCCGGUAUCAACCGAGGAAUCCUCCCACACAGACAGCAAAUCCAGUAAGGACUUGAACUGCAAAGAUUCAGUAUCAUCUAAAGUUAAAGGUGACAAAGACAUUCAAUCGGCUUCCAAAGAUGUCGGUAAAUCCAAAGACCUAGCUCGCGACCGGACGCCAAACAAAGAUGUUGGCUCGUCCAGAAAUGUAACUCGCAAUCGUGGACGUUCGCCGCCGAAAGGGUUAUCUCGUUUAGGCUCGCCCAAAGAGGUAUCUCGCAGCCGUAAAUGCUCACCCAAAGGGAUACCYCGCAGUCGCGAAGAGAUAUCUCACAAGAGAGAGGUGAUACCUCGCAAUCGUGCGCGAUCUCCCACCAAGACAACUCGCACCUCCUUUGGUUCGCCGAAAGGAAAASCUCGCAAAGAGGUUGGGUCAACUAACGAAUUUACGAGCAAGAAUAUUGCAUCAUCUCUAGAAGAUUCGGGAUCAAAUAAAGAKAUAACUCGUAAARAAAYCAAACCACCCGCGAGAGACUCGAACGAAACUAAUUCCARAGAUGAAGAGUCCCGACCUCGAGACGUAGUCCGUAACGAUCCCAGAAAAUUAAAGAGUUUURUCAGUCGUUCUAAUGAAAACAAAAAUUCAAAGGAACAGAUACCUAGGRCACAGAAACCUGCGACUUGGUCAAGGACGGUUCGAAGCGUGGUCCUGAAAAACAGAGGGGGUCACAACGCGUCGUUUCAGAGAGGGCGUGGUUUUAAGAGGGGAAGUUAUAAUCCACGCGGAUCUUUCGGAAGGGGCCAGAAGAGACGAUUCGUCCAGGAGAGAACAGCGAAUCAUCCGUCAAAUGCCUGAUUGAUGUUGUCAAAUAGCUAGAAAUGCUCCGAUUUCUGUAAAUGGUGAGGGUGUACUCAAGGGUUCAACGUUUGGUCCAGAUUGCACCUUUUGAAUUAUUAAUAGAAAAUUCUAUAUUUUCAAGAAUAUUGACUGUUUUCUACAUAUUUAAGGAAAUAUUUAAGUGUUUUCACAUUGGAAAGUUUUAUACAURCGAAAUUAUUUUGUAAAGAAAAAUAUAUUUGAUAUAAAGUUGGUAUGUAUAUAGAAUUAAAAGUAUUUUUUAUAAAAA
Messenger RNA from Exaiptasia diaphana, 8692 nucleotides. RefSeq lists its product as uncharacterized. Gene Ontology annotation, cellular component: nucleoplasm. Bases 124 to 8421 code for a protein of 2765 amino acids. Lineage: Eukaryota; Metazoa; Cnidaria; Anthozoa; Actiniaria; Aiptasiidae. The record is from RefSeq and is a predicted model, not a curated record. Gene Ontology annotation, biological process: negative regulation of gene expression, epigenetic. The transcript is spliced from 31 exons.